UGCACUUCCGGUUCCGCCGCCAUUUUCUCCGCCAGGCCGGGCCCGGAGCCGCCGCCGCCGCCGCCAUGGGCGGGCACCUGAGCCGGCGCUACCUGUGGGACGCCGAGGCCGAGCCCGACCCGCUGCACAUGCCGUCCUUCCCCGCCCAGCUGGGCAUGCCGGCCCGCCAGCCGCGCGCCAUGGUGGCCUCGGCGUCGCAGCUCUCCGAUGCCCGCGUGCCCCUGGAGCAGAGGGAUUUCUGCGGGCACCACCUGGUGCGGCUGCUGCGCUGCCAGCGCGACAACUUCCCCGUGCCCUGGGGGUGCCACGCGCUGCGGCACGCCUGGGACAGCUGCCAGCACCACGACUAUGUGAUGCGCAUGAAGGAGUUUGAGCGCGAGCGGCGCCUGCGGCUGCGGCAGCAACGGCUGAGGAAGCGACACGGGGACAGCGGGGACAGCGAGUGACACCACGGGG
Molecule: messenger RNA, 456 nt
Organism: Melozone crissalis (California towhee)
Lineage: Eukaryota; Metazoa; Chordata; Aves; Passeriformes; Passerellidae
Gene: NDUFB7
Product: NADH:ubiquinone oxidoreductase subunit B7
Exons: 3
Coding region: 66-446 (126 amino acids)
Cellular component (GO): mitochondrion
Source: RefSeq, a predicted model, not a curated record